AUGUCGGGCACUCAUAGCAAGGAGGACUUCUUUGUGUCUCUGGAGCAACUGGAUGACUCGGAUGACCAGGACGAGGAAUACAAUGAAUGGGAGCGUCUAUUGUAUUCGACCAAAUAUAAGGCACCUGACAAGGUCGCGCCUACUCCAGUUGCAGAACGAAUCUCGCUUUCUCGGGCACACUCGGACCCGCAACCUACUUCUAGGACUAAUCAGUAUAAAACGAGCACGUUGCCAGAUGACUCGAAGCCUGCUCCUCUGAUCCGGCAUAAGACGACUGGAGCUAUGCCUACCACCAAGAGUGGUGGUCCUCCCCAGAAGAAGAGAAGAACCAACAGCGCGAAGGUCAUACCGGAGUGCCAGAAGAUCUUCAAAGACCUAGUCUUUUUUUUCUUUCCCAACAACGAUGUCUCCCCAUUUCGACGGCUCCGGAUACAACGAGCCCAAGAAUACGGAGCCCAAUGGAGUCGAGCAUGGGAAAAGACCGUCACGCAUGCGGUCGUUGACAAUGACUUACUUUUGAACGAUCUUCUGGGUUAUAUCAAGCUCGAGUCCUUGCCAGCGAGCGUGGUUCUGGUGAACGAAUCCUACCCUUCGGAUUGUAUCCAGUUUCGGUCGCUGUUGAACCCUUCACAGCUCCGUUUCAGGGUCCACGGAGUCCCGAAACCCACCGGAGAAGAGAAGAAGGGAAAAGAAAAGGAGCAGCUACCCUUAGUGGUAGAGCCGUCCUCGCUCAAUGACCUGCCGUUGAGGCCCUCACGACGGGAGCAAGCCCUGUGUCCGGAGUCUUCUCAGCCUUCAGUCGAGGAAGAUUCACCAGCAGCGACAACUGAGCCUGCGGAAGAAUUCGCUAGCGAAGAGGGGCAUAGCAGAAUCAUCCGAGAGCGGGAUGCCUUGGAUGAUAUAAUUGACCAGGCCAAGGCAACAAGUCAUCUGCCCUUGGACCCGCUAGAGUCGCCGGACCAUACUGCCACAACAUCCGAUGAUGGAAUCCCCAGUGGCUCAGAACCAGGCUCGGAAAUACUGCCGCAGAAAGAGCUACAGCGAAAGGGCAAAGCUGAUUGGACAAAGAACUUCUCAUGCAUGCAGAAGUAUGAUCCAGACGAGAAGCUGGACAAUCCAAAUAGCCGAACUAUAGAAGUCCUGCAACAGAUGCUGGACUACUAUACCCAAACGGCAGAUCAUUGGCGGGCGCGGGCCCUCCCUGGCAUUGGGGAGCGAAUAGCCGACAAGAUCGAAGAGAUCGUCUUGACCAACCGUCUUCGUCGUUUGGAACAUACAAAUGAUACCCCAGAAGACCGACUCAUCCAAGAAUUCCUCGGCGUCUAUGGCGCCGGUCUCAUUCAGGCCUCCAAAUGGGUGGCGCAGGGCUAUAAAUCUUUAGCUGAUUUGCUAGAAAAAGCCCCUUUGAGCAAGCAGCAACGCAUCGGGGUAGAGCGUUACAAUGACUUUGCACAGCGCAUCCCUCGCAAGGAGGUGGAAGCCCAUGGCGCGAUUGUACGAAAGGCGGUGCAAAUCGAAGACAGGGAUAUGCAGGUGAUCAUCUCAGGCUCUUACCGCCGCGGGGCAGCAACCUGCGGGGACAUCGACUGCCUGAUAACCAAGCCUGGUGCCACGUUGGACCAAAUCCGCUCGAUCAUGCUUGGGCUUGUGGUUCCCAAGUUGUUCCGCAGCGGGUUUCUGCAGGCCAGCCUUACCCUCUCGUCGCAUCAGGACGGGUCCAAAUGGCAUGGUGCCUCGACUAUACCUGGCAGCAACUUGUGGCGUCGGAUCGAUCUGCUGUUUGUCCCUGAUGCCGAGAUAGGGGCGGCCUUGCUGUACUUCACUGGCAAUGACAUCUUCAACCGGAGCAUGAGAUUGUUGGCACGGAAGAAGGGCAUGUGCUUGAACCAGAAGGGGCUCUUUACUAACAUUCUUAGAACACAGCAGGUCAAGCUUAACGCGGGUCGAUUGGUUGAGGCUCGAAACGAGCGCCGGAUUUUUGCUGCUCUGGGUGUACCCUGGCGGCCUCCUGAGCACCGGAUCUGUUGA
Penicillium canescens is the source of this 2028-nucleotide messenger RNA. Its product is annotated as DNA-directed DNA polymerase IV. Gene Ontology annotation, molecular function: DNA-directed DNA polymerase activity; DNA binding. Bases 1 to 2028 code for a protein of 675 amino acids. Gene Ontology annotation, biological process: double-strand break repair via nonhomologous end joining. NCBI's taxonomy places the organism in Eukaryota, Fungi, Ascomycota, Eurotiomycetes, Eurotiales, Aspergillaceae. The transcript has 5 exons. The record is from RefSeq and is a predicted model, not a curated record. Gene Ontology annotation, cellular component: nucleus.